AUGUUACCUAACCUCAAUUGGCUGCUCGGCCUCGGACUGCUAGGAGCAGCCAGCACUGUGCAAGCUGUCAAAUUGUCAAAGCAUGCACAAGAUCUCUUUGACGAGUCUAUGCUCUUUCAAGACAUGAUAUAUGACCCUACGGCCCAUUAUUUGCGAUAUUUCUACUAUCCAUUGGCCGCCGGCGUUCACGAGACUCGUUCGACGAUAUGGCGCACCGUUGGACUACUCCAACGCAAUCACGGGGAUGACGCUGCAGAAGCGGCAAAAAUUCUUGAACUUGUCAUUGCUGAUCAAGAGAAAGAUACCUCAAAACAGUGGUAUGGCGAUUUCACGAUAUACCCGGAGCAGCCAACUGUUGCAGAUCCUGCCUACGACCCUGUGAUUUAUAACUCGUGGGACCCGAAUUGGAGAGGGUUCAUUAGCACAACUCUCAUCAUUGUGUACGAAGAGUAUAGGGACUUGCUUCCAUCCCAUGUUCAAGACCUGAUUCUUGAAAGUAUCUACAACAGCACCGUCGGCGAUACCUAUCGUGUGGGCGGGGUUGACGAUGAUAAUUUGUAUCCAGCCUACACCAAUCCCUGGCUCAUGCGAACCGUCGCUAGUGCAUGGACUGGACUGAAAAUGAAUGACUCGAACAUGACCUACUGGGGAGACAAAUGGGCUGAACAGUUCUUGGAUCUCUACAAUGUCAACAACACUAUAUCCGAGUAUAAUAGUCCAACCUAUGUGGGAGUUUCCCUAUACGCAUUGACAAUUGCAGCUAAAUAUAUGACCAAUAUCACGAACGCUCCAGUCAUUGCUCAGCACAGUGAGCAAAUAAUUCGAGAUAUCUGGGAUGUUGAGUCCUUGCUCUGGAACCCUAUGAUGAGGAAUUUCGCAGGUCCAUGGGAUCGGACUUAUGGCUAUGAUAUGAAUAACUACGUGGCUAUAAUAUCGUUAUGGAUCUGGUCCUUUAUCGGCAAGGAGAAUGUUUACCAAAACCCCAACCCCGUUGGGACCAUGACGCAUGCCGAUGAUCUUGAGAUCGGACCUCUUCUUGCGGUGCUAGCGGACUUUCAGAAAAAGUUCAUUCCAGAACAUGUUCUCAAGCGCUUCCACGCUUCGCACUUCAUCGGCGAGCAUACGUACCAUGGACAGGCCUAUGCACCUCCCGUAGACUAUGAGCCGCGCAAUGUCACUUCAUGGAUAUCCGCGAACCUUACCAUCGGCACCGAAUCGUUCAAUCAAACUGCGCUUGGAGGCUCCCGGGAAGAUACGAAUGCUUUCAAUCCUGCUGUCGUUCAAUGGCUUCGAUCAGAUGGCUCGGUGGGCUAUCUCACUUGGUACUCGACAGAGAAAGCUAUGCAAGCGGAUGUUGCCCCUUAUGCCCUCAACUUGACUUACCCCGAGGGCAAUGAAACGAGCGUCUUUACCUUUGCUCUUUCGUCAAACCCAUUGGGGGCUCGGCGCGAUAUUUAUACGUUGGAUGCUAUUGAUGGAUUGAAAGUUCAAGUUGGUGGUAGCGUCAACCCAGUGCCUGUGGUUUCGUUUUGUGGCAUAUUGGGUGGUACAUGCCCCAUCAUACAGUAUGUGCUCUUUGUUUUCUCUGCGCACAUCAUCGUGUUUGCAUAUCUAACUUUACUCAAUCGUAGUGACUUUGAAUUUUGGAAUCUAACAUUCGUCAUGCCGGCGAAUUCAACGAAAGUUCCUAGUAUUCAAUUCAAUUUCUCAUUGGAUUGA
Messenger RNA from Talaromyces marneffei, 1719 nucleotides. RefSeq lists its product as uncharacterized. The record is from RefSeq and is a predicted model, not a curated record. Bases 1 to 1719 code for a protein of 572 amino acids. NCBI's taxonomy places the organism in Eukaryota, Fungi, Ascomycota, Eurotiomycetes, Eurotiales, Trichocomaceae. The transcript is spliced from 2 exons.